AUGCUCUCAAAAAGGUCCAAAACUGACCGAGCGCAAUCGGCUGCUCUACAUAGCAAGAUGAAGUCUUCUAGUGCUCAUGACGAAAAGCAGAAGCAUGCUUUGAUCAUGGACAUAGAGGGCACAAUAUCUUCUAUCGAUUUUGUGAAGAAUGUCUUGUUCCCUUAUUCGAUGCUUCAUGUACAAGAUUUUUUGAAAAAGUUCUCAGUUUCCGAUGACGAAAAAUGCGCGGAGCUAAUGAAGCAGCUGUUACAUGCUUCAGAUGCGGAUGCCAAAACUGAUCCUGAUAGAUUCAUUAAACCCCGAAUGGAGACUAUGGCUCAUGAUAUUGCAUUGAACUGCAUAGAAUGGGUUAAACAGGAUAAGAAGUUGACUUGUCUGAAAGAAAUUCAAGGUAAAAUGUGGAAAGAAGGUUAUGCUACUGGAGCCUUCCGAUCUGAACUGUACGAAGAUGUCUUCCCUGCUUUGUCCCUGCUGAAGGACACUUAUGAUCUCUAUGUCUAUUCUUCCGGCUCUGAAACUGCUCAGAAACUGUUCAUGGAAUAUACACAACAUGGAGAUCUCUCAUAUUUGAUCUCCGGGUUUUUCGACACCAAGAUCGGAAGCAAGACAGACAAGUCAUCGUAUGAGAAAAUUUGCUCCGUGAUUGAUAAGCCCCCACAUAAGGUUAUUUUCAUCACCGACAGUUUCUUAGAAGCUACUGCUGCUCGCAAAGCUGAAAUUGAAGCUAAGCUUGUUAUUCGACCUGGCAAUGCUCCUCUACCUCCAGAGGCUGCUGAGUUUGAAAUAAUCAAGUCUGUGUGGGAAAUCAAACCUGCUCAAAUGAGUGAAAGACAUGUCUUCAUUGACUCUGAUGAUAGUAAUUAA
This is a messenger RNA of Auanema sp. JU1783, 864 nucleotides long. The record is from the annotation of a GenBank genome assembly. Lineage: Eukaryota; Metazoa; Nematoda; Chromadorea; Rhabditida; Rhabditidae.